AUGACAGAACAGAGAAGAGUGUGCCUUGGUCCUCAGCCGGUGAUCAUAGGGAGAGCCCUGCGCACAUCUCCAGAGAGGCCCCUGAAGGCGGACAACUUCUACUUUUUGAAUUCCCACGUGUCGAAGAACCAUGCUGUUGUGUUCAAGGAUGGGGAGAAUGUAUAUAUUAGGGAUACUAACUCGACGUUUGGUACCAUUGUCAAUGGCGUCUUACUCGGGCAUAAUGUUAGGCAUGAGUUGAAGUCCGGCGACACUCUUGGCCUAGUUGUGAACAGGAAGGCCGCUGUCGUUCGGGGCUGGCGGGAUGACUCCGCUCUCGGUGCAAACCAUAGCUUGAGUGAUUAUGGUUGUGAAAACUUUAUCCAUUUGCAGUUCGAUGUGACGAUCGAAGGAGACGAAUUGACUUUGACGAGCAAGAAGAAUGCUGACUGGAUGCGUAAGGCUUCACGUAAGGAGGAACACGAUCUUGAAAACAGUCCUGAUGAAUCCAAUGAGAUUGAAGAGGUGUCUGAGGAUGAUGUGGAGACAAUUCUGGCCACCAAGGAGGAGGAACACACAGUCGAGGAUACGAUGGAACCCACAAUGGAGCACACUGUGGAGAAUCCACUCGAACAGGAGGUCGUAUCGGACGAUGAUGCUCCUGAGGAGGUAAAAUUUGUCAAGGAAGUUGUACUUGAGUCCUCCGAGCCUACCGAGGAUCAAACAAAGAAAGAUAUCUCCGAAGGUGCUGUAAAGUUCAGCGCCGAGGAGAACCCGAAUGAAAUUGCCAGAUACCUCAGCUCUGAUGCUCAAUUGGCCAGUUCCGAUGAAGAGAAUUACGAGGACCAUGAAGAGCAAAGUGACGAAGAGAUCGUAGCGCUGGACGAUGCCGACGAAUUCGACGCUAUUGACUCGAAAGUGUAUCAGGAAUUUGACUUCUCCAACAGCAACAAUGAAGAUUUUGACGAUUGCUCUUUGCCGGUUUUAUUAAACGACGAUGAUGCUGAUUGUUUGGGUGACGAAACUGUGUCCGAAGAUGAUUCUGAUAGCGACAAGAUCUCGUCAAUAAGUGAGGCUUCCGACUUGUGCAGCGAUGAACAAGAUAUCAGCUCUCCAAUAACAAUCGAGUCAUGCUCGUGUGGUGUGAAACGUACUUUUGAUGAGGCUGAAUUGGAAAACGCUCUUGAUACCAAUGCUGUGACGGACGCUAAUGAGCAUUCUCCGCAGCCAGACACCAAGAAGACAAAGUCAAUCACAUCAACCUUCCUCAAGGAAAUUGGAAAGGGCGCACUCUACGUUAUGGGAACUGUGGUUGCAUUGAUUGCUUAUGGCAGGUCUCUCGAAAACCAGUAG
Molecule: messenger RNA, 1332 nt
Organism: Candidozyma auris
Lineage: Eukaryota; Fungi; Ascomycota; Pichiomycetes; Serinales; Metschnikowiaceae
Exons: 1
Coding region: 1-1332 (443 amino acids)
Molecular function (GO): protein binding
Source: RefSeq, a predicted model, not a curated record